Molecule: messenger RNA, 1943 nt
Organism: Branchiostoma belcheri (Belcher's lancelet)
Lineage: Eukaryota; Metazoa; Chordata; Leptocardii; Amphioxiformes; Branchiostomatidae
Product: ethanolamine-phosphate cytidylyltransferase-like
Exons: 3
Coding region: 159-1292 (377 amino acids)
Biological process (GO): phosphatidylethanolamine biosynthetic process
Cellular component (GO): cytoplasm
Molecular function (GO): ethanolamine-phosphate cytidylyltransferase activity
Source: RefSeq, a predicted model, not a curated record
CCGUGGUUGGCAUACUUCCGUUCUUGGCGUGAGUUAUAAUCAAAACCCUUUCUUUCUUUGAUAAUUAACGGUUUUAGUGGCAUUUAGGGGAAGAAAAUCUGAUCGAGUGAUCUUUCCCGUACUUCCUCCGAAGUAGGCACCUAGAGUCCGACUAAAUUAUGGCUUCAGACGGCAGGAGGGACGGUCGCAGGCCCGUGCGGGUCUGGGUGGACGGGUGUUUCGACAUGGCGCACUUCGGGCACGCGAACGCACUCCGUCAGGCCAAGAAGAUGGGAGACUACCUGGUGGUCGGGAUCCACUCAGACGAGGAGAUCACGAAGCACAAGGGCCCGCCCGUCAUGACGGAGCAGGAGAGGUACAAGAUGGUGGGAGCGAUCAAGUGGGUGGACGAGGUUGUGGAGGGUGCCCCAUAUGUCACCACACUUGACACCAUGGACAAGUACAACUGUGACUUCUGCGUCCACGGUGAUGACAUCACCAUGACGGCAGACGGCCAGGACACGUACGCUGAGGUGAAGAACUGCGGGCGCUACAAGGAGUGUCGGCGCACGGCGGGCAUCUCCACGACAGACAUGGUCGGACGGAUGCUGCUGCUGACCAAGACGCAUCACAAUCGGGAACACGAGGCACAUCCACCCAGGGAACAGGUGGAGGAGCUGGGAACUGGACACGAGGCCCGCAGCCCGUGGACGGGAGUCUCACAGUUCCUGCCAACAACGCAGAAAAUCGCCCAGUUCUCUGAGGGAGGUACCAACCCCCAGCCAGGCGACCGCAUCGUGUAUGUAUCCGGAGCCUUUGACUUGUUCCACGUGGGACAUCUAGACUUCCUACAGAAGGCUCGACAAGAGGGUGACUACUUGAUCGUUGGGCUUCACACCGACCCUGUAGUCAACUGGUACAAGGGCUCCAACCACCCCAUCAUGAAUAUUCAUGAGCGGACUCUCUGUGUGCUUGCCUGUAGGUAUGUCUCGGAGGUUGUGAUCGGCGCCCCCUACACCGUAACCCAGGAACUGAUGGAUCAUUUUAACGUUGACGUCGUCAUCCACGGGAGGACGCCGUAUCCCCCCGACCAGGACGGGCGCGACCCCUAUGGGGUUCCGAAGGAUUUGGAGAAGUUCAAGCGCAUCGACAGCGACAACGACAUGACGACGUCCAAGAUCAUCAAGAGGAUCAUCACCAACAGGCUGAAUUUCGAGGCAAGGAACAAAGCCAAGGAGGAAAAGGAGAUUCGGGCUUUCGAAAACCUGCAAAAGCAGAUGGCGUCCGGGGAGUGUUUUCUGGAAGAAGCUUGAUUAUAAUAUAAGCAAUGUAAUAAUAUGCUUGCUGUUUUUAAAUAAAAUCUGGUCGGUGUUCGAAAAGCUGAUCCUGUUCCAGAACUUUGGAAUAAAAUCAGUUGAAUCAGAACUCUCCUCUGUCCUCAAACACUUGUACAGUGUUUACAUUAGAUAGUUUCAUAUAUAUGGAAUAGGAGCUGAAGAUUUAAAUGUUUCUACUGUUUAUUUACUUUUGCAUUACAGAAAAUUCUUUGUACUGUCAUUUUGAAUGAUGACAAUUCUGGUCUUUUUACAUACAUUGCAUAUUUGAAGUCCUUUAUUUUGUGACAUGUUUCUGUAUUUACCAAACAGAUUUCAGAUGAGAUUGUGAAAUGAGAGUUCAAAAUAAGCUGGGGUGUGAACAUUGAAACUAAUGUUGCAUAGUCUGGUGCUUAAGACUUGUUUCAGUGGAUUGUUUACAGUGAAGAAUCUAAGCAGCUUUUACCAGAAUAGUAAUUCGGCAUAAACUUUGAAUUUAUGUAAGAGCAGCUAGUAACUUAAUGGUCUCGUGGUGAUAUUGUUGUGCGUAUACUUUCUGAUAGGCUAUAUUAGUAUUUUUUCAGUGAAAUUUCGAAAAGACAUUGUUUGUUUGUACAUGUACUUAGAUCUGCUGGUAUUUUUAAAGAAAAA